Didymodactylos carnosus is the source of this 448-nucleotide messenger RNA. The record is from the annotation of a GenBank genome assembly. Lineage: Eukaryota; Metazoa; Rotifera; Eurotatoria; Philodinida; Philodinidae.
AUGACAUUGGACUAUGAUUUACCAACAGUUAUUAUUGAGGGUGAUAAUAGUGCUAAAAGCGAUAGAUCUACAACCGACCCACGUGAGGAUAAUGAUAGUAGCAACGAUAACAGGGAAAAAACAUUCAAUGCUAAAGUUGAAGAUUAUAAAAAUGGUUUGUCAUUAUCAAUGAGAGAAAAAUCAAUGAUAUCAUAUCGGUAUGCUAGUAGAAUUAUUAAUGCGAUAAAAAGUAAUCGUGUAAAAAUUGCAUGUUGUUUUGGAAUUCUCGAACAUUGGUAUCCAAUUGAACAAUUAAUUAGUUUAUCUGCUGUUCGACAAGAUCUGGUUGAUUUAAAAACUGAUGGUAUGAAAAACAUUUCAAUGAUAACAGCUUCAAAAUUGUAUGUUCGAGGUGCUACAAAUGGUGUUACAUGUUCAUGCAAAGGAGGAUGUAAAAAUAAACAAUGUG